CCUACCCACUCUCUCCUCUUUGUUUUGUCCGCUUCUUCUCUCUCUCUCUCCCGCAGAAACAUGUCGCCUCCUCUCUCUCCAUCCAACAAAAAGAAGGGAAGAAAGAGGAAGGGAGAAAGGAGGAAGAAAGAAAGCGAUCCGUUCUAGUCCUCCUAACGCAUGGCAAUGCAGCAGCGGCGCGUGCAUUGCAUUCUCGGAUUCCCUCAACAACUACUGUCGUUAUUACUAUUAUUACACUCUUUGUUCGUUUCCCAUUGUGUUGCUGAUGGGUUGACGUCCGAGACGGCCUCGCCGGAGGCCGACGCGCAGGCGCUUCUUGCGUUCAAGGCUGCUGCCGACCCGCGCGACCGCCUGACGUUCUCCCCCACGUCCGACCACUGUCGUUGGCCCGGCGUCUCCUGCUCCGCCGACGGCAAGGUCUACCGCCUCCUCCUCGAGUCCGCCGGCCUCACCGGCACGUUCCCCAACGGCACCCUCGGCCGCCUCGACCAACUCCACUUCCUCAGCCUCCAGGACAAUGCCCUCGUUGGUCCUCUGCCGGGUGACCUUUCCGGCCUCCGCAGCCUCAAGGCACUCUUCUUGGACCGCAACCUCUUCGCCGGCCCCUUCCCGGCCUCCCUCCUCUCUCUCCGCGGCCUCCGGGCUCUCGACCUCUCCCACAACCGGCUCUCCGGCCCCAUCCCCGCGGCGCUCGCCACCCUGGACGGCCUCAUCGCCCUCCGCCUCGAAGGGAACCGAUUCGUCGGCUCCCUCCCCGCCUUCAACCAGUCCUCCCUCAAGAGUUUCAAUGUCUCCGGCAACUUCCUCUCCGGCGCGGUGCCCAUCACCGUCGUGCUCGCCUCGUUCGACCCCUCAGCCUUUGCCGACAAUCCCGGGCUCUGCGGCGCGCUUGCCCGAAAGGAAUGCGCCUCGUCCGCCUCCUUCUUCCCCGGAGGAGGCCGCUCGCCAGCCGCAUCCGCCGCCGCCCCCUCGCCCAUCGCCACGGCAGCGCCUCGCGGGGCGACGCUUCUUUCCAGCUCGGCUUCGCGGUCGCGGGUCUCUCACAAAAGUGCUGUGACGGCGAUUGGGUUCUUGAUAGGUGCAAUUGCACUGGUAGGGAUCUUCACGACUUCAUUUGUCAUCAGAAAGAAGAGGACGAAGCAGCAGGGGGAGAUACUCACGCUGGAGAAGAACACUAUGGAUAGCGCCACCAGUGUCUCAGAGAUAAAUGUGGAGAGCUACAACGAGGAGAUCGAGAGCAUGAGCAACGAGCUGGAGGCGGCGGCCGCAUUAGCAAUGGCGAUCUCAGAGGAAAGAGUGAAGAGGCUGAGCAUGAAUGGCUGCUUAGUGUUCUGCGCCGGAGAGGCUCCAAUCUAUAAUUUGGAGCAUCUGAUGAGGGCCUCUGCCGAAAUGUUGGGGAGAGGGAGCCUCGGAUCAACGUACAAGGCCGUGCUAGAUAGCAGAAUGGCUGUCACUGUGAAAAGGCUGGAUAAAAAGAAGCUGGGAUCCAUGGCAAAGGAGGGUUUCGAGCGGCAAAUGGACAUGGUCGGGCGGCUCCGGCAUCCCAAUUUGGUGCCUUUACGGGCCUAUUUCCGAUCGAAUGAUGAGAGGCUGCUUGUUUAUGAUUUCCAGCCUAAUGGUAGUCUUUACUCCCUUAUACAUGGUUCAAGAUCCACACGGGCCAAACCCCUUCACUGGACUUCAUGUUUAAAGAUAGCAGAUGAUGUGGUUCAGGGCCUUGCACACAUCCAUCAAUCUUCUUGUUUGAUCCAUGGCAACAUAAAAUCUUCCAAUAUUCUCCUAGGAUCUGAUUUUGAGGCUUGCCUGACUGACAGCUGUCUCUCAUUUCUCUUGGAGCCAUCAGACAAUCAGAAUGACUCGGGAUAUCGAGCACCUGAAGCUCGGAAUUCCCUUCAAGAGCUGACCCCAAGUUCUGACAUCUAUGCUUUUGGAGUGCUGCUGUUGGAGCUCCUCACGGGGAAACCCCCAUUGCAGCAUCCAGUCCUCAUACCACCCGAUCUCCCAGUUUGGGUUCGAUCAGUAAGGGAAGAUGGAGCCUGUGACGAACGCCUUAUGAUGAUAAUCGACAUUGCAGCAGCCUGCAUUCACUCUUCACCAGAAUGUAGGCCAACCACAUGGCAGGUUCUCAAGAUGAUACAGGAAGUGAAGGAGACUGACACAGGAGACAAUGACACUGAUUCAACCUUCAUAUCUUAGUUGUGGCUAUUCCUUAUAGACCUUCAUAUGGAAUCUACAUCUUGUGCUGCCCAAAGGUAAAAGUUGCCCAUUGUUGGUACCUUUAAAUGUAAUAUCAGCCCUCAGCAUAAGAGGAUAUGCCAAAGGUUGUAUAAAGUUAAUUUCUCAGGAGCCAGCUUCCAUGUUGGGGGAGAACCUUGAAACUGGUUAUUGUAGAUACAGCUUGAGAGACGAAGCUUGUAAGCGACGCAACGACAAUUUACCUUGUACUUCUGCUACAUAUAAGCCAAACUUUUGGAUUGAGGCUCCAGUAAAUGUCAAACAGGUAAGCAGUCUUGUAUCGGUGGUCAGUUUGGUGAUUGUAAUUUGCGAUCUUUCAAAAUUCUUUUGGUGAUGAUUAUUGCAUGGUGUUGUGAUGAAAAAAAAAGAAAACUUAUCGAUGCCUUCCAUAAUGUUGAAAUGCUUGUUUCUGGUCAUUGUUCUGUUUUUAGUUUGAAGUGUCAUCUUAAAGUGAAAACAGAAAAGAUAAAUAUUGUCGCCUAAUGGGCCUUUUCUUGAA
This is a messenger RNA of Musa acuminata AAA Group (dessert banana), 2734 nucleotides long. RefSeq names its product probable inactive receptor kinase At5g67200. Lineage: Eukaryota; Viridiplantae; Streptophyta; Magnoliopsida; Zingiberales; Musaceae. The record is from RefSeq and is a predicted model, not a curated record. Bases 160 to 2196 code for a protein of 678 amino acids. Gene Ontology annotation, molecular function: protein binding; ATP binding; protein kinase activity. Gene Ontology annotation, biological process: protein phosphorylation. The transcript has 2 exons.